Molecule: messenger RNA, 771 nt
Organism: Tremella mesenterica DSM 1558
Lineage: Eukaryota; Fungi; Basidiomycota; Tremellomycetes; Tremellales; Tremellaceae
Exons: 1
Coding region: 1-771 (256 amino acids)
Source: RefSeq, a predicted model, not a curated record
AUGAGUGAGGAUGAACACGCCAAGCUGGAAGAGUUACGGGCUCACUUCUCAGAGACGUUCAAGACAGAAUGGGGUUUGGAAGACCCAGAAACAAGAGCUAUCCAACAGCUCUUGGAAGUGAAUCCGGUAAAGGAUGCAGUUGUGACCCUCUACUCGUCUUCAGAUUUCUGGACCUUGAAGGAGUUCCGUGAGUCAUACCCUGGGAACCAGUGGGACUACGUUGAAAAGAAACCUAAAGACCCGGUGCCCUCUUCAAGCCAUCAUGCCGAGACCAUCCCCGCGUCCCAUACUCCAACAAGCCGCUGGAGUAGUAGGCAGGUUCCAAGUCAUCACAGCACAAUGCCCACAAUGCUCCCAAGCCUUUAUAAAACCAUGGCCAUGGAGAGUAAUGCUGAUGACUGGUCUGAAAUGCUUCCUGUCAGGGCUUCGCUUGAAUCUCUUCGAUCCUUCGACCUGCCCCUUGCUUCAAGUGAGCAAUCUCCGUAUUCUAGAUUGAUCGAAGAAUUCCUAAAUUUACCCCUGGGGGCUAGAGCAGGAGGAUUGGCCACUUUGUCAAGCUACAUGGUAACCGCACCCACAAGGCAAGGAAUCAUAGACUCAACCACCCAGGAGAACCAAAUUGAAACACUUGGUGCUGUUAGUACCAGUGAUGAACCCCCCAAUGAUGGACCCAUCAAUGAUAGUCCAGAAACAGGUACAAGCUCCUCAAAUAACCCACAUACUCAGGUGAAGGAGACUGAGGGACCUGAGGGACCUGAGGGACCUGAGUGA